UGCCCCCGGCAGCACAGCCCUUGCCCCAGAGAUUGGGGGUACAGAGGAGUUCAGGGGACCCUGUGUCUCUGGAGCAGAACCCAGCAGGAGGCUGCUGGGAUGUGAAGUCCUCCAAUGGUGGUUGGGCCUCCCCAUCACGUGUUUUUACAACCCCUGCGAUCCUUGGAGUGAUUUUUUUUUCCUGUAAACCACAGAUUUUUUAAGAGUCCUUGCACCGCAGAGCUUUGCGGGGAGGAGCAGAGCCUCUGUUUCCAUUGCAAUGAAAAAAAAAAUAGCUCUGGGGAUUUAGGAAACUCCUUUCUGCACCUUCUUUGGGGCUGGAUGGGGGGGACAGCACCCCAGCCCUGCUGGCAGGUGGGAGCUGGGCCAGGUUGGGCACUCACUAGGGUGCUCCGGGGGACUAUGGGUGCUCUGAGGGUCCUGGGAGGCUCCAAGGGGCUUGGGCUGCUCUUUGGGGUGUGGAUGAUCUGAUGUGCUUGCGUUGCUCCAAGGACUCUGGGGUGCUCUAAGGAACUUAGGGUGCUCAGAGGAGCCUGGGAUGGUCUAAGGGGUGCAGGGUGCUCUGGGGUGUUUGGGAAGCUCCAAAAGGUUUAGGGUGCCUGGGAUGCUAAGGGCUCCAGGGCUUCCCAAAGGGCUCUGAGUGCUCUGAGGACCGCGGGAUGCUCCGAGAACCUCUGGGACGAUCUGAGGCCCCGGGAUGUUCCGAAGGUCCGGGGUGCUCCAUGGGCCCUGGGAUGUUCCGAAGGCCCCCGCGACGCUCCGGCCGCCCGCAGUGCUGAGAUGCAGAGCGCUCCCGCUGCCGGGGAGGGUGGGGGGUGGGGGGGUAAAGGGGAGGGGUCGUGCGAAAACACCGGGAAAAGCAGCCGGUGGGAGCCGGGGCGGGGCCGGACUCCCCCCGCCGCCCCCGCCCCCCCUUCCGCGCCGCUUCUUCCUCCCCCCUUUCCCCCCCCCGCUCUCGCGACAGCUCCGCGCAGAAAAUGGCCCCGCGGCCGCGCUGCCGCUGAUGCGCUCCGGGCGGCGCCGGCCCCGCAGCCCCGCAUCACUGGGAGAAGACGCUGUCGGCAGGACAAACCUCAUCCCGCACACACCAGCGGCCAGGCCAUGAAGACGGAGAAGGAUGAGGCUGUACCCACCUUCUCCCUGGGGGGUAAAUACAGCGGAGAGGGUGCAGGUUGCAGCGAAGCGGCUCUACCCAGUGGCCCGAUGCCGGUGGUGGGGAGCAGAGGGACCCCAGCCCAGGACCUGCGGCCACUGAAGCGCAGACCUGUCCCAGGGAAGCAUUACCAGUGCUCGAGCUACGGCUGCAAACUGGCCUUCCCCAGCAUGCAGGAGCUGAUGGACCACCUGAAGGUCCACUACAGACCCACGCAGUCCCUCGAGGGCAAAACCUUCCACUGUCCCACGCUGGGCUGCACGGAGACCUUCCCCAGCAUGCAGGACCUCAUGGCCCACAUGAAGGUGCACUACAAGCCCAACCGCUACUUCAAGUGUGAGAACUGCCUGCUGCGCUUCCGGACACACCGCUCACUCUUCAAGCACUUGCACGUCUGCUCCGACAGCGCCAGCAGCCCUGCGCCCCCCCCCAAAGCCGACAAGCCCAUCCCGCCUGCUACCUCUGCCCUGGAGAAGGAGCCCCCCACCAAGCCCCCUGAGGCGCUGCCCAAGCUCCUGAGCGUUAUCCGGCCCCCGGAGAAAGAAGCCAUUCUCCCCAGCAUGGACACUGCCCCGGCGGCCCCUGCCGCGCUCCCCACCAGCCUCCCCGAGCUGCCCAGCUCGCUGGAGGCCAUGCCGCUGGUGUCGCCGGCCCCGCAUUCCUUCCCGCUGCUGGAGCCCGGCCUUUUCGGGCCAUCGUCCUUGACUCGGUUCUCGGGGCCACCCCCUUCCUCGGUGCCGGGGCCAUUCCUGCCCUACGUGCACCCCUCGCCCUACGGCUUGCCCCAGCCCCUGGCGCAGCACCGCCUGCGGCCCUACAUGCCGGGCCACGGGCCCCCCGUCUCCAACGCCGUCUGGAAGAAAAGCCAAGGUGUGAGUGUCAGCCCACUCCUCCCAUGCUUUGGCUCAGGAGUGACCGCAGGACACUCGUCCAACAGCCGCAUCGUGUGGGAGCACACGCGGGGCCGCUACACCUGCAUGCAGUGCCCCUACUCCACGGCCUCGCGCGAGGAGAUGACGCUGCACAUUGAGGACCACCGCAAGAACCCCCCCGUGCCGCCCGCGCGCAUGGAUGCAGGGAUGGAUUUUGGGGUGGGCAUCACCUCCUUCCACACCAAGCUGCCGCCGGACAUGGAGAACUCCCUGUACUCCCAGCUCUGACAGCCCUGGUGCCCACGGGACUGCUCCUGCGCCCCCAAACCCCCGCAGCCGGGCAGGGGACACCGCACAGCUCCCUGUCCCCGCGCUGGGACAGGGCCGCACCGUCCCGGGUACCGGGAGCAUCCCCCAGCACUGAGGGGCAGGGAGGGGGCUGGUUUGGGGUUGUUUUGUUGUCUUUAAUUUCUACCUUCCCUUUUGGUUUUGGAACCUCGAAGCCCCCAGCCUCCUGCGUCUCCCGCCCCUAAAGGUUUCAUUGCUUCAGCUCCAGGGGCUCUGGGCGGGGAGCCCAGUAGGUUGCACAGGAGUUAGUGGACUUGUCUGGAAUGAGAUCUUGAACUAAUAAAUGGGAAUUGUACAGGA
This is a messenger RNA of Columba livia (rock pigeon), 2673 nucleotides long. RefSeq names its product zinc finger protein 414 (gene ZNF414). The record is from RefSeq and is a predicted model, not a curated record. The transcript has 9 exons. Bases 781 to 2313 code for a protein of 510 amino acids. NCBI's taxonomy places the organism in Eukaryota, Metazoa, Chordata, Aves, Columbiformes, Columbidae.